Molecule: messenger RNA, 3388 nt
Organism: Nycticebus coucang (slow loris)
Lineage: Eukaryota; Metazoa; Chordata; Mammalia; Primates; Lorisidae
Gene: ADAM28
Product: ADAM metallopeptidase domain 28
Exons: 24
Coding region: 426-2576 (716 amino acids)
Biological process (GO): proteolysis
Cellular component (GO): plasma membrane
Molecular function (GO): metalloendopeptidase activity
Source: RefSeq, a predicted model, not a curated record
CUUAUUGCUAGUGGCUUUAGGGCUGCUGGUUUCUGGUAGCUCUGUUGGGAGCCAGGAAAUAGAAUCAGAAUUACCAUCUGCCUCAGUGAUGAAAAUCUUAUCGGACUCCAGUACAAAUCCUUUUUGCUUCUCCUCUUGGAAUUUCAUCCAUUGAUCCCGUGCAACUGAAUAAAAGCUUUUGACCCAAGUUGUCAAAGAUCCUAUCUGGAUGAGGAAAAGCCUUCACUUUAAGAGUGGACUUGAGCUGAACUAGACCACCUGGGAGGACAGCACAGAUUAUAAGGAACAUGUAGAGAACACCAGUUAGUACUGGGGUAAAGAAAUAUGAAGUGGUUUAUCCCGUAAGAUUUCAUCAUCUACUACACAAAAGAGAAGUCAAAGAGCCAGAGCAGAAGGAGCAAUUUAAAACUGAGUUAAAGUAUAAAAUGACAAUUGACGGGAAAAUUGCAGUGCUUUAUUUGAAAAAAAGCAAGAAUCUCCUUGCACCAGGCUACACGGAAACAUAUUAUAAUUCCACUGGAAAGAAGGUCACCACGAGCCCACAGAUCAUGGAUGACUGUUACUAUCAAGGACAUAUCAUUAACGAAAAAGUUUCUGAUGCUAGCAUCAGCACGUGCAGCGGUCUCAGGGGCUACUUCAGUUGGGGAGAUCAAAGGUACUUCAUUGAACCUUUAAGCCCCACAAAUCAGGAUGGACAGGAGCACGCACUCUUCAAGUAUGAUCCUGGAGAAGAGAUGCCCCACAGCAGCUGUGGGAUGAGUGAUGCGUUAUGGACACAUAGAUCGGAAGAGAAUGUUGCCCCACCUGCCAUCAGAAUGGCUAAAUUGAAUGACCAGAAGGUUCAAGAACACAAGAAAUACAUAGAAUAUUAUUUGGUCCUGGAUAAUGGUGAGUUUAAAAAGUACAAUGAAAAUCCAGAGGAAAUAAGAAAGAGGGUGUUUGAGAUGGCAAAUUACGUCAACAUGCUUUAUAAAAAACUCAAUACUCAUGUGGCCUUAGUUGGCAUGGAAAUCUGGAACGAUAAGGAUAAGAUAGAGAUCAGCCCAAAUGCAAACUUGACCUUGGAAAAGUUUUCUAAAUGGAGGGGGAACGAUCUCCUGAGAAGAAAGCGUCACGACGUCGCUCAGUUAAUCACGGCAACAGAACUUUCUGGAUCGACUGUGGGCCUUGCUUUCAUGUCUACAAUGUGCUCUCCUUAUCAUUCUGUUGGCAUUAUUCAGGACCACAGUGAGAACCUUUUUGGAGUUGCAGGGACAAUGGCUCAUGAAAUGGGCCACAACUUUGGAAUGUUUCAUGACUCCGAAGUUUGUGAAUGCCCUUCUGCAAGAUGUGUGAUGGACAGAGCUCUAAGCAUCCAUGUACCCACAGACUUCAGUUCCUGCAGCCGUGUCAGCUACGAUAAGUUCUUUGAAGAUAAGUUAUCAAAUUGCCUCUCUAAUGUCCCAUUGCCUAAAGAUAUCAUAUCGACCCCAAUCUGUGGGAACCAGAUGGUAGAGAUGGCAGAGGACUGUGAUUGUGGGAGUCCUGAGGAAUGUACCAAUGUUUGCUGUGAUGCUAAAACAUGUAAACUCAAAGCAGGUUCUCAAUGUGCAUUAGGAGAAUGCUGUGAAAAAUGCCAAUUUAAAAAGGCCGGGACGGUGUGCAGAUCCGCGAAAGAUGAGUGCGACCUGCCUGAAAUGUGCGAUGGUAAAUCUGGUCCUUGUCCUGAUGAUAGAUUCCAUGUCAAUGGCUUCCCUUGCCAAAACGGAAGGGGCUACUGCUUCAUGGGGAUGUGCCCCACACUGCAGGAGCAGUGCAAUGAGCUCUGGGGCCCAGAAACCAAGGUUGCAGCCAAGUCAUGUUAUAACGUGAAUGAAGGUGGAUCAAAGUAUGGGUAUUGUCGCAAAGUGAACAACACGCUCAUUCACUGCAAAGCAAAUGAUUCUAUGUGUGGAAAGUUGUUCUGUGAAGGUGGGGCAGAUAAUGUGCCCUGGGGGGGACGUAUAAUAAGUUUCCUGACAUGUAAGACAUUUGAACCUGAAGACACAAGUCAAGACAUAGGCAUGGUGGCCAACGGGACUAAGUGUGGCCACAACAAGGUUUGCAUUAACGCAGAAUGUGUGGAUGUGGAGAGAGCCUACAAAUCACACAAUUGUUCAUCUAAGUGCAAAGGACAUGCUGUAUGUGACCAUGAGCUCCAGUGUCAAUGCAAAGAAGGAUGGGCCCCUCCUGACUGUGGUGACUCCUCGACCAUCUUCCACUUCUCCAUUGUGGUUGGGGUGCUGUUCCCAGUGGCAGUCAUAUCUGUGGUUGUUGCUAUAGUAAUCUGGCACCAGAACUUGAGAGGAAAGCAGAAGAGAGUUCAGAAGUCGCUGCCCACCACUGGAGCCAGGCCACAUAAACAGAAGAGGAGACUGCAGACAGUGAAGGUUGUUCAACCCCAACAGAUGAGUCAGAUGAAGCUCCCUGUGUCUGAUCUGCCAGUAGAAGGCAAUGAACCUCCCGUUUCUUUUCUAAUUACAAAGCCAGAUUUUCCACCACCACCGAUUCCUACAUCUGUGUCAUCCUCUUUUCUUAACUCAAGUCCCAAAGUAUGAAGUGACAGCUAAGCAAGAAUUGAUGGGUAAAUGGUCAACUUCGAAGAUUGGACAAUCAGGAUAGAAAAUAAAUAUACUGACUUUCUCACCGCUAUUUGUUCUUGAUGGUCAAGGAAGUAAUAUUUUGAAGAGAUUAAAUAAAAUUUUUCCAGAGAGACAUAGAGAAUCUUUGUAUGAAUUGAAAGUUUCUAUUAUCCAUACUCAUAAGAAGGAAGAUGACUCUAAAGAAAUAUUUCUGAAGCUUGCAUCUCUAAUUUCUGAAGCUUGCAUCUCUAAUUGGAUGGUGGUUCUAGACAAUCCUCCUUUUGUGCAGUGAUAUAGACUAAUAUUUGUUAACUAUUUUGAACACUUUGAUUUGCUCAUUUGAUAGGCGGUAAUUUACUCUCUAAUGAAAACAAAACAAAAAAAAAUCACAGGAAACUGGGAAAAACAAGAGAAAAAUUAUACAGUCAUUAUUAAAUUAGUAACAACAUCUUGAUUGUUUUAACCAUUAAUUUGUCAAAUUGGAGUCCCCAGUUAAGAAGAAAAUUAUGUAAACAUACUCUGCUUUGUAUAUCUAUUUCCUGAAUUAUCUUCUGAAAUCCUUAGUAGCUAUCUCGUGAGAUUUUCUACAACUGAGUAAAAGUUAAUUAAUUAAAAAAAAUGAUUUAUCAUAGAUAUUUGUCUAAUUCAGUUACUGUCAGGGCUAAAGUGGACUUCAUUUUCUAACAGAGAAAAUUUUAGUGAAAUAGAUUAAUAGUAUAAACCAGAGCUUGCAAACUGGUGACUUGUAGGCUGUAGGCCAUGUUUGGACUGCAGAUGUAUUUUAUUUG